AUGGAAAAGGCAAGUACACUCGGUACUCAUAUCAAUGUCCAUUUCAUUCCUAAGUCGAAUACGCAAGCAGCAUUGGCAUUUCUUCGUUCGGAAUUGGGACAACGACUUAAAACGAACGAUACAUUUCGCAUUGUUACCGAUAUGAAUCGAACAAAUGAAAAACCAUCUGGUAAUGCAGGUGCUCGAUUCUUAUAUGAAGUGCGCAAACUUGGCUUUGAUCAUGAAUGUAUGAUAUUUACAAUGGACGAACGUGAAGCGCACGAUAAAAUUCGUCACGUAUUCAAUGAUCAUACACCAUACAGAAUUACGGUGGCCACACAUACGAAUGAACUCGAAAAGUUUGUUCUUUUUCAAUGA
Rotaria sp. Silwood1 is the source of this 357-nucleotide messenger RNA. The record is from the annotation of a GenBank genome assembly. Lineage: Eukaryota; Metazoa; Rotifera; Eurotatoria; Philodinida; Philodinidae.